This is a messenger RNA of Trichosurus vulpecula (common brushtail), 4561 nucleotides long. RefSeq names its product ubiquitin-conjugating enzyme E2 variant 1. The transcript has 4 exons. Gene Ontology annotation, biological process: DNA damage tolerance; protein K63-linked ubiquitination. Gene Ontology annotation, cellular component: nucleus. The record is from RefSeq and is a predicted model, not a curated record. Bases 116 to 559 code for a protein of 147 amino acids. Lineage: Eukaryota; Metazoa; Chordata; Mammalia; Diprotodontia; Phalangeridae.
AUGGCGCGCCGGGUCCGCGGGGCGGAGAAGGGAACCCCGCUCGGGGAGGGGGGCAAGAGAAGAGGGAGGGGCAGACGGAGAAGAAGGGGCGGACUCCGAGCGGCAGCGACGCAAGAUGGCGGCGACCACGGGCUCGGGAGUGAAAGUCCCUCGAAAUUUCCGACUGUUGGAAGAACUUGAAGAAGGUCAGAAAGGAGUGGGAGAUGGGACAGUUAGCUGGGGUCUUGAAGAUGAUGAAGAUAUGACGCUUACAAGAUGGACAGGAAUGAUUAUUGGGCCUCCAAGAACAAUUUAUGAAAACCGAAUAUACAGCCUUAAAAUAGAGUGUGGACCUAAAUAUCCAGAAGCCCCCCCAUUUGUAAGAUUUGUAACAAAAAUUAAUAUGAAUGGAGUAAAUAGUUCUAAUGGAGUGGUGGAUCCAAGAGUCAUAUCCGUGCUAGCAAAAUGGCAGAAUUCAUAUAGCAUCAAAGUGAUUCUGCAAGAGCUUCGACGUCUAUUGAUGUCUAAAGAAAAUAUGAAGCUUCCUCAGCCGCCUGAAGGACAAUGUUACAGCAAUUAAUCAAAAAAAAAAUCUUCCCCCUUUAUUCAGUUUUAAGCUGUCUUCAUUUUCCACAGUAGUAAAUUUUCUAGAUGCAUCUUGUAGACCUCAAAGUACUGGAAAGGAAGUUCCCAUUCAAAGGCGAUUUAUCUUAAGAUACUGUAAAUGAUACUAAUUUUUUCAUUUGAAAUAUAAGUUGUGCUAUAACAAAUAAUCUUGUCAUGUGUAACCACUGUCCACUUAGUUGAACUUCUGGUAUCAAGAAAGUCUAUUUAAAUUUAUUACUGUCAUAACCAGUGUGGCACAUCUAACUCAACUGUGAAAAAAUAUAUCACACAAUCACCUUGCUGCUUAUAUGGCCAAGGAUUCCACCACCCUACCCCUGUCCCUACCCCUUUGCAAUAGCAUUCCAGCAUUGAGCCAUUUAUUAAAAUAGACACAAAGGUUUUAACUUCCAGUAUGACACAGGAAGCUUAAUGGACUACUACUGAGGGUGUGUCACCCCUCCCUUUGUGCUGUCUCUAAUAAAGGCUAACAAUGCUGGUGACUUUAUUUUUAUUAUUAAAUUCUUUCCAUUUUAAAUGGUGCCCCAGCAAGCCAUUUUACUUCCCCACAACCUUUGGCCAAUGCAUAGAUUGUAUCCCUCUUCCACCCACUCAUCCACCCUCUCUUACAUGGGCCUUUGGUGAGGGAUUCAGGGUUCUUACAGUGUCUUCUCUUCCCCCACCUUCAUCACGGGGUGCUGCUCUUCCCUCCUUCCUAAAAUCAGUCUCCCCAUUUCAGUGAUACUUCCUUGCUUCUGGCCAGUAGCCAACCCAGGUAGGGUUGGAAGAAAUCCCUGACUCCCUUUGCUUCUCAUUUUUGGAACUACAUUUAAUCAUCACCAGCCUGGGAAAUGAAUAUCUAAACUGUUUGCAAACCUGGAUCACCCCUUCCACCAAGCCUGCCAUGCGAGGAUGCUGGCAGCGGGCAGUGUUUUUAGCUCAGCUUUUGAUACAGUGACAAGAGCAGUAAUUUCCCAGGAUUGCUCAGAUCUGCCAGCUUAGCAAAGGUUUUAGCAGUUAAAAGGAAGGGCUGCCUGAAGAUUCCCUAAGCACACACUCCAGUUGAAAGAAUUGGACUUGUCCUUGAAAAUCGAAGAGAUGUGACUUGACAAGCAUUGCAUUCACUUGGUUGCUCUUUACCAUAGCUUAAUAACAGGUUUGGAAUUCAAUGGCGGGAACAGAACCUUCAGUUUGAAUUUGGUACAGAUUUAGGUUUUGGCACAUCCUCCUUUCAAGCUCUUCAACAAAGAUUGAAAGGGGAAAAACCUGGGUGCAUUGCAGAUCCCAGAAUUGGGCUGGCAGAACUCCCUGGCAAAUCACUGCCUUUUCUGAUUCACUGUCUUGGACCACUAGCUGCUGCAAUGUGGAUACAAGCUUAAAUAAAAACAAUUUAUUGUGUCCUGAGGGUUUUUUUUAAAAUUCAGUAUUUAUGUAAAUCCACAUUUUAAAGCAGCAGCUGUCAAGUCAGAAAAAAGAAUUGUUUCCAUUAAAACUUUUGGGGAAAAUAUUCGUUGUAAGGAUUUCAUAUCCUCUGUAAUUAAAGUUUAACAUAACAGUAUUCCAUAAGCAGCCUUUUUAUUGUCAGACCAUUGCCUGGUUUUAAUAUAAUAAAGUGUGCGUUAAUAUUAAGAGGCUGCAGUCUUAUUCCUGUUAGCUUAUUGAUUUAGGAGCAGAACUGCUCUGAGCUGUGGCCUUUAAUGUCCUGGAUGCUAGAAAGAGAGCCUUCUGUGCCUAGCUAGUUCAUAACCUCUUUUGUCAUGUGUUCAGUUAAUGUAGGUUUUUCAAAGAAGUUCUCUCUAACCACUGUUUUUUCUGCCCUGAUAAAACUUACGGUCAAACAAAACAAACACUAGGAUAGUGGGGAAGGAUCCUUUCUCCCUUGUCUCAGCAACUCUGUUACUGUUAGGGUUUUGUUUUUUUUGUUUUUUUUGUUUUUUGUGAUAUCAUGCAUUUUUUUCUGUUUCAAGUUGCUAAUCACACCUUCCUCCAAAAAGUUGUUCAUCUCUUGCUGAAAGUAAUUGAUAGCUUUGCUCAUUUAAGCUCCAGAGGUGUUUAUCUUGUUGAAUUUUAAUUGUUUGAAAUGAAACAGUUUUGAUUUUGAAGAACUGAGAAUUUGGGUGACCAAAUAAAGUUUCCUUGAAUAGUUGAGUGAGGUAAUGGGUAGUCAAGAAGUUACUGAGAAUGUACAGACCCGUACCCUUGUUACUAUCAGGGGAGACUAUCAUUGCUGUGUUUGGAAGGUAUUCCCCCAUCCUGUUCCAAGUGUUUCUUUGGUUUGUUAGCUUUCCAAAGAUUAGAGCGGUCCCACUGAGUGCCUUCCUCCACGAAGGAGGCUCAUGGGCCACCCUCAGCCAUGCAGUACCUAUCUUUAGACUGAGCAGAGAAAUGACUACUGGAGAAAGGAGGGGGAAUGGGAUUCCUAAACAAGUCUCCACAGGAAGAAUGGCUUGAAUUUCUGCAAAAUAACCCUUAUUUGGGGCCAUCGAUGUGAGUUGCUUUUAAGAUAGAGCUAAUGGUAACACCACAAAAACUGUUGGAUUCUAGCAUUUCCAAAUGAAAUAAAAUGUGGCUUCAGCUACUUUUUUAAGGCUUAGAAUUCUUUCUCUUGGUACUUUGCUCAACCUUAGUAUAGGGACACUGAUACCUCCUCUUCUUUCUUUUGUAUGCAGCCCGAGCCAGCUAGAUGAAAAGAGAAGACAGAUCAACCCUUGGAAACAAAUUUUAUUAUCAGCACAGUUUGAAAGGUUUAGCUGUCGGAAAAACAGACUUAAGUACAGGACAGAAGAGGUGAUGAACUUCAUUCUUAUAGUCCAUGAUAUCCAAAAGCAGAGGCCAACAAUCCAUAUUUUAAUAUCCUGUAGUACAUACCUCUUAGCUUCUUCCUGGUAGGAUUUACCCAACCCAACUGUUACUAGUAUUUCUGAAAAUGUCUUCAAUGAAGCCCCCAUUUAGACCUAAAACGUGAUUGGUUUGAUUUCCCUGCCCCUGCCUUCCCCCCUUUUAGGGAGAGGAUUGGAGGCAAGCAGUGCUCUGCUUACUGGUGAACUUUCUAGACUGAUGUACUUUGUGGGCAGGAUCAAGAAGAUUUGUGAAGGCCUAAGCCUAGCAUUAGAAUAGAAGUGUUAUUUCACCCUUCCAAGCAUCAAAGAAAGCCUUCUGUGCCUGGCAAUGUCAUAGCCUUCUUUGUCACAUAUUUGUUUAUUAGGGUCCUCUCUGACCCCUGUAUUUUCUAUCUUUACUCAUGCAAAGAGGUUGCCAUGUAAAAUGUCACUGUAUUUGAAUCAAAUGGGAUGCAAAAGUGACUUGGAAAAUAUAAUUGCUGGGGAUUUUGAGGGUGGGAGAAACCUUAGAAAAUUGAUUCCCUUUGGUUGCUAGAUCUGCUUUCAAUCUGUUACCGUAUUGGUCCAGGUAUAGGCUACACUCUUAAAUUGACAUCUCUUUGAAAGGAAAAAAAAAAGGAUGUCUACACUGAAAAAAUAAUACUAAAGUUCCUUAUAAAAAUACAUUUACUGUGAAAGACUUUUUGAAAACAUUUCUUUCAAUUCAAAUAAAGGUUUUUUUAAUUCACUUUAUCAUCACUGCUUUGUCACUCACUGUCAUUCUCUUCCUACUUUCUAUGAUGUGUAACUUUAGGUGGCAUUAAGGUUUCUAUAAACCAAAUUUUUUAGUGGGGUAAGGGGCAAUGGAGGAAGGGCGGAGUUAAGCCAAUAUUGGUACCAAUACGGUAAAUUUGCAUUUGUAAAAUCAGGAAAUAAGACAUGAGCAUUGUGUUAGAGCUGCCCUGUGACCUUUGCUGCAUUCCUGAAAAUGAGUGAGGGCAGGUCUGUAGGAUUUUCAAAGCAAUAUCUGUAUGGAUUGUUUCUGAGGCUUUAGACCUAUGGGUUGAUUGGUGUAUGUGCCACCUCAGGCAAGGUUUAGUGUUGUCUAGCAUUGUGAAUGGUAUAAAAAUAAACAGUUAUGCUAUUUUUUCAUUGCCCUA